UGAUGUGGCGAAGAAGCUUAAGCACCGCCGUCGCUUUCAAGCACAAAAAGAAAUGGGACGCCGUCGUCGUCGGCGGUGGCCAUAACGGCUUGAUCGCCGCCGCUUACCUGGCUCGCGCCGGCCUCUCCGUCUCCGUCCUCGAGCGCCGCCACCUCGUAGGCGGAGCCGCCGUCACGGAGGAGCUGAUCCCCGGCUUCCGGUUCUCUCGCUGCAGCUACCUCCUCAGCCUCCUCCGUCCUCAAAUCAUUAGAGAGUUGGAGUUGAAACGACACGGGUUGAAGUUGUUGAAGCCGAUGGCGUCGUCGUCUACGCCCUCUCUGGAUGGGCGUUACAUUCUGUUGGGGCAGAGUGAUGAACAGGAUCAUCUCGAGAUUUCAAAGUUUUCAAAAAGAGAUGCUGAUGCAUAUUUCAGGUAUGAAGCUCAACUCCGAAAAUUUUGUAAAAUCAUGGAUUUUGUUUUGGAUUCACCUACCCCUGAAACUUUGCACGAGAGUGCAUCUAAAGUUGAGUGGCUGAGCUCUAAGUUGGAGAAAUAUAAGUUUUGGGGUCAGUUUCUGCGGCACACUCUUUCAUUGGGGCAAAAAGGCAUUGUGGACUUAAUGGAAUUAUUACUGUCUCCAACUUCGAAGGUCCUGGAUAAAUGGUUUGAGUCAAAUUUAUUGAAGGCAACACUUGCAGGAGAUGCUAUCAUUGGGAGUAUGAUGAACAUCAACACUCCUGGAAGUGGAUAUGUUCUGCUACACCAUGUGAUGGGUGAAACAGAUGGUGAUCGUAAUAUUUGGUCGCAUGUUGAAGGCGGGAUGGGUGCUGUAUCCCUCACUAUAAGUAAAGCUGCUAAGGAAGCUGGGGUUCGUAUUGAAACAAAUGCAGAGGUUUUACAGGUGAUUGUGGAAGACACUGGCAGGGCAAAUGGAGUAUUGCUGGCUGAUGGGACUAAAGUGCACUCUUCAGUUGUUUUGUCAAAUGCAACUCCUUACAAGACCUUUACACAACUGGUACCUCGAGAUUUUCUUCCUGUUGAAUUUCUUCGUGCAAUUAAGUAUUCCGACUACAGCUCUGGAACAACGAAAAUCAAUGUAGCUGUUGAUAAGCUGCCCCAGUUCCACUGUUUCAAGUUAAAUCAUGCAGAAGUGGGUCCUCAGCAUACAGCUACCAUCCAUAUUGGUUUUGAAAGCAUGGAGGAGAUUAGAUCAGCUUGUCAAGAUGCUAGUAAUGGCUUACCAUCGCGAAGGCCUGUGAUGGAGAUGACAAUUCCUUCUUCGUUGGACAAUACCAUAUCACCACCUGGUAAGCAUGUCAUCAACUUUUUUACGCAAUAUACACCUUAUAGACCCUCAAAUGGUAGCUGGGAUAAUGUUGAAUACAGAGAAUCAUAUGCACAAAGAUGUUUUAACUUGAUCGAUGAAUAUGCGCCUGGCUUUGGCUCAUCUGUCAUAGGUUAUGACAUGCUUACACCACCAGAUCUGGAAAGGGAAAUUGGACUGACAGGAGGAAAUAUUUUCCAUGGUGCUAUGGGUUUGGAUUCGCUCUUCUUAAUGCGACCUGUGAAAGGCUGGUCAAAUCACAAGACACCAAUCAGGGACUUGUAUCUAUGUGGAAGUGGAUCUCAUCCUGGAGGUGGUGUCAUGGGGGCACCUGGAAGAAAUGCUGCACGUGUUAUUUUACAGGAUUUAAAGAAGCACUAUCAAUAAGAUUUAUAUUUCAUCAAAGAAAUCUGUUUCAACUUUCAACUAAGUUUUGUAUAUAUGUCAUCAGACAUUCAGGUCUAAUGAAUGUAUCAAGAAGCCUCC
Gastrolobium bilobum is the source of this 1790-nucleotide messenger RNA. RefSeq lists its product as uncharacterized. Bases 3 to 1691 code for a protein of 562 amino acids. Lineage: Eukaryota; Viridiplantae; Streptophyta; Magnoliopsida; Fabales; Fabaceae. The record is from RefSeq and is a predicted model, not a curated record. Gene Ontology annotation, molecular function: oxidoreductase activity. The transcript has 16 exons.